Cooperia oncophora is the source of this 603-nucleotide messenger RNA. NCBI's taxonomy places the organism in Eukaryota, Metazoa, Nematoda, Chromadorea, Rhabditida, Trichostrongylidae. The record is from the annotation of a GenBank genome assembly.
AUGCUUUACUUCCUGAAAUGCAACAGUUUCAGAUCUUUUGCAUCAAUGGCCGCCGAAGCGUUCAAGAAGCACGAAGUUGUUCCAGAUGUAAUUGGCACGGCUCCAACGAAAAUUGUCAAAGCACACUAUGAUAGCGGAGUUGAGGUGAACCUAGGGAACGUACUGACACCGACGCAGGUGAAAAAUCCACCAAAGCUCACGUGGGAUACUGAACAAGGAGCGUUGUACACCGUUAUCAUGACUGAUCCGGAUGCACCAUCACGCAAGGAACCGACGUAUCGUGAAUGGCACCAUUGGCUUGUCGUAAAUGUCCCUGAAAACGACGUUAACAAAGGAGAUGCACUCGCUGAAUACAUUGGAUCUGGGCCACCAAAAGGCACUGGCCUCCAUCGCUAUGUGUUCCUUGUUUACAAACAACCCAGUGGUCGUAUCAGUGACUCCGACCACGGCCACUUGACAAAUCGAUCAGGUGAUGGCCGUGGUGGUUUUAAGACAGAGAAAUUUGUUGCAAAACACAAGCUUGGCACGCCAAUUGCAGGAAAUUUCUACCAGGCUGAGUGGGACGACUAUGUGCCGAUUCUCUAUAAACAACUCGGUGCCUGA